Molecule: messenger RNA, 516 nt
Organism: Cannabis sativa
Lineage: Eukaryota; Viridiplantae; Streptophyta; Magnoliopsida; Rosales; Cannabaceae
Exons: 2
Coding region: 1-516 (171 amino acids)
Source: RefSeq, a predicted model, not a curated record
AUGGAGAAUUUUCUGAGAUCCAAGAAGUAUUGGCAAGUUGUCUUCGAAGGAGUUGCUAAACCAGCAGUCGUCACAAUAGUGACACAUAGACAAAGAGCAGAGCUAGAAGCACAACGGUUGAAAGAUCUCAAGGUAAAGAGGCAGCAACUUCAAUCACUUCAUACGAAGUUUGAAACACUUCAAAUAAAGACGGGAGAAUCGGUGUCAGAGUAUCUCACUCGGACAAUGGUGAUCGUGAACAAGAUGCGGAUCCACAGUGACAAGAUAGAGGACAUGACCGUCGUUGAAAAAAUACUACAAACCAUGACGCCAAAAUUUAAUUAUGUUGUUUGUUUGGAAGAAGAAGCUCAUAAUAUUAAUGAACUUUCAGCUGACGAAUUGCAAGGUUCUUUAUUAGUUCAUGAGCACAAACUCAACCAGCAGGAGAAGGAGAAGGAGGAGCAAGCCUUAAAAUCAUCAGUAGAUAAUAAUUCAAAGCCAAGAGGAGAUAGAGGACGAGGUGGAAGCAAAGGCUGA